AUGGCCAGGUGGACCCAACUCCUCGUGUUGGCCGUCGUCGUGUCUGCUGGCAGUGGUGCCCGUCUGGCUCCGGUGACCGAAAAGCUGGAUGACGUGACAUCCCCGGACCUGAGGUACGACGCGCUGUCCGGAAUGACGGACAAGCAGUUUUCUCUUCGAGCGGAUGGUGUCCGUCGUCGAAUUGCCGGAGAAGAAAGAGGUGCGUCGGAGAUUGGGACGAAACUGGAGGAAAGUCUCGCCGGACUGAAGUCCAAGCUGUCCAUGCAAGCGAUGAAAGACUUCCACGGGAAAGGGACAGUCAAGCUGCAGAAGUGGUAUAAAGCAGUUAGACCCAAAGUUGAGGCGGUCAUUGAGUCUCUCAUCGCCAAGGUGCAGGAUAAGCUGUAUGACUUACAAGCUUGGCAUACCAAAAGACGAUUGGACAAAGGGGCAACGGUCGAGGAGCUAGCCGAAUUAGGCCUACAACCCGUCGUAGUUCAACGAGCGCUUGGCAUACCAUCUGUGCGCUAUCCCACGGCUUACACCAGUGAGGAGAUGGAGCAGAAUCUAAAAACCUACUUCAGCUACGUCGAGGUGUACUACCGAGGUACUGCCAAGGCUACCGCGAAGGAGGACGAGCUUGAUGAGGUAGUUGCGCUUGUUAAGGAUAGCCUGGCGCAAGGGAUGACAUUCGAGGCACUUCUCCGCUGGGGCCCAAAGCCUUUUAUCGUUAAGCGAGCGCUAGACAUCACAGACACACGAUACCCUGGAAUUAUCGUCGGUGGGAGGCUCUCAAAGGAGUCUAGAUUCUACGAGACAUACAAAAGUCUGUACGAGCAAGGAAUUGUAGACUUGCAUCCAGGCUUUCCAUCACCCACAUUGUAG
Messenger RNA from Hyaloperonospora brassicae, 864 nucleotides. The record is from the annotation of a GenBank genome assembly. Lineage: Eukaryota; Oomycota; Peronosporomycetes; Peronosporales; Peronosporaceae.